This is a messenger RNA of Zonotrichia albicollis (white-throated sparrow), 2169 nucleotides long. NCBI's taxonomy places the organism in Eukaryota, Metazoa, Chordata, Aves, Passeriformes, Passerellidae. The record is from RefSeq and is a predicted model, not a curated record.
AUGGGAGCAGGUGGUGGAUCUGACAUACUCUCUGCGCCUCGGAGCAAAGCCCAGGCCCAUGGAGCAGGAUGAGGCUGCAGUAGAGAAGCUUCGGUUUGUGCCUCCAACUUGGACUUAUGAAUGUGAUGAGGAUCUGGUGCAUUUCCUGUAUGACCACAUUGGGAAGGAGGAUGAGAACCUGGGCAGCGUUAAGCAGUACGUGGACAGCAUCGAUGUCUCGUCCUACACGGAGGACUUCAAUGUGUCAUGCCUGACCGACAGCCAUGCCGACACAUACUGGGAGAGUGAUGGCUCCCAGGGCCAGCACUGGGUGCGGCUCAACAUGAAGAAAGGCACCAUUGUCAAGAAGCUGCUGCUGACAGUGGAUACCACUGAUGAGAACUUCAUGCCCAAGCGGGUCGCUGUGUAUGGGGGCGAGGGGGACAAUCUGAAGAAACUGAACGAUGUCGGCAUUGAUGAGAGCUAUAUUGGGGAUGUGUGCAUCCUUGAGGACAUGACAACACACCUGCCUGUCAUUGAAAUCCGGAUUGUGGAGUGCAGAGAUGAUGGGAUUGAUGUUCGGAUCCGAGGCAUCAAAAUCAAAUCCUCCCGACAGAGGGACUUGGGGCUCAGUGCUGACAUGUUCCAGUUGCCCAAUUUGGUGCGUUACCCUCGCCUAGAAGGGACUGACCCUGACCUGCUGUACCGACGGGCUGUGCUCAUUCAAAGGUUCAUCAAGCUCCUUGACAGUGUCCUGCAUCACUUGGUGCCAGCCUGGGACCACACUGUUGGCACAUUCAGCAAGCUCAAGCACAUCAAGCAGUUCUUGCUGCUGUCCAAGAAGCGCACGGCUCUCAUUACCCAGUGUCUGAAGGACUCGGAGACCAGCAAGCCCAACUUCAUGCCAAGGCUCUACAUUAACCGGCGCCUGGCCAUGGAGCACCGGGACAACCCUGCCCUGGACCCCAGCUGCAAGAACGCUGUUUUCACCCAGGUAUAUGAAGGUCUGAAACCCUCAGACAAGUUUGAAAAGCCUCUAGAUUAUAGGUGGCCGUUGCGUUAUGACCAGUGGUGGGAGUGCAAAUUUAUCGCAGAGGGCAUCAUCGACCAAGGUGGUGGUUUUCGGGACAGCCUAGCAGACAUGUCAGAGGAGCUGUGCCCCAGCUCAGCAGACACCCCUGUGCCUCUGCCCUUCUUCGUGCGCACAUCCAACCAGGGUAAUGGCACUGGAGAAGCCCGGGACAUGUAUGUCCCCAACCCCUCUUGUAGAGACUUUGCAAAGUACGAGUGGAUUGGGCAGAUCAUGGGAGCAGCUCUGAGGGGCAAGGAGUUUCUGGUCCUGGCUCUUCCUGGCUUUGUAUGGAAACAAUUAACAGGGGAAGAGGUCAGCUGGAGCAAAGACUUCCCUGCUGUGGACUCCGUGUUGGUGAAGCUCCUGGAGGUGAUGGAAGUCAUAGACAAAGACACAUUUGAGUUCAAAUUUGGGAAUGAGCUGACCUACACGACGGUGCUGAGUGACCAGCGCGUGGUGGAGCUGAUCCCCAACGGCAGCAACACCGCUGUGCGCUACGAGGACCGCAGGGAGUUCAUCCGCCUGGUGCAAAAGGCUCGGCUGGAGGAGAGCAAGGAGCAGAUCAUGGCCAUGCAGGCUGGGCUGCUGAAGGUGGUGCCCCAAGCUGUUCUUGACCUCCUUACAUGGCAGGAGCUAGAAAAAAAGGUCUGUGGAGACCCUGAAGUCACAGUGGAUGCCCUGAAGAGGCUCACUCGGUUUGAGGACUUUGAGCCACAGGAUACUCGUGUUCAGUACUUCUGGGAAGCACUCAAUAACUUCACCAAUGAGGAUCGCAGCCGCUUCCUCAGAUUUGUCACUGGCAGAAGUCGCCUUCCAGCACGGAUCUACAUCUACCCAGACAAGAUGGGCUCAGAGACAACAGAUGCUUUGCCAGAGUCAUCCACCUGCUCCAGCACUCUCUUCUUGCCCAACUAUGCCACAGCCAAGGUAUGUGAAGAGAAGUUGCGCUAUGCUGCCUAUAACUGCGUGGCCAUUGAUACAGAUAUGAGUCCGUGGGAAGAGUGAUGUUGCAGCCUGACCAAGCAGCAUGGACAAUUGUUCAAGAAAACCAUGCAGUGGGAAGUAUUCCCUUGUCCCCACGGGAUGUGUAUAUAUAUAAUAAAUAUAUAGGUGUGAAA